Chenopodium quinoa (quinoa) is the source of this 1546-nucleotide messenger RNA. Its product is annotated as probable pectinesterase 29. Gene Ontology annotation, biological process: cell wall modification. The transcript is spliced from 5 exons. NCBI's taxonomy places the organism in Eukaryota, Viridiplantae, Streptophyta, Magnoliopsida, Caryophyllales, Amaranthaceae. Gene Ontology annotation, molecular function: pectinesterase activity. Bases 420 to 1505 code for a protein of 361 amino acids. The record is from RefSeq and is a predicted model, not a curated record.
CAUUAUAAGUAAAUGCACAAUUUAUUUAUUUUUUUUGAAACAGUAAAUGCACAAUUUUUGUUUGCUACAAAUGAUUUUUUUUUUUUUUUUUUUUUUUGGGUUACAUUCAUAGAAAUUUUAGAUGGAACUUGGUUUGGUAUGACUUUGUUAUGUCAAAAUGAUUUCACAAAUUAAAAUCUGGGUGUUAAGUUUAAGAUAGACGGACUUUUUAUGUUACUCUUAAUAAUCUGAUCUGAUCUAAUAUUUUGAUCCAUUUUAUGUCAAAAUUUGAUCAGAUUAUUAACUAUAAGAAAAGAAAUGGUGGUGUAUGUAUAUACGGAGUAAAUAUAAAACAGAAAAGUUUUCUAGGGAGAACAAGAUAGGUUAUUCACAAGUUUUGUACACCAUCAUGAAAAUUUUGCUAAUAAUCUCUCUAAAUAAUGCAAUUUCUUUGUCUCAUUGUCCUUUACCUUACAACACUUCAUUUGAUUUACAUGCCACACACUGUGUUUGCAGAAGGCUCAAUAUCUCAUGUAAUCAUCGUCGAUCAAUCAGGCCAUGGACACUUUAGAAAACUACAACAUGCUAUCGAUUCUGUUCCUCAAGGCAAUCACAAGUGGAUAGAAAUUCAAGUUCGAGCUGGUGUUUACAGUGAAAAGGUAGAGAUCCCUAGUAACAAACCUUACAUAAGCCUAGUUGGGGACGACAGAAACAAUACUGUGAUACAAUUUUCCGAUGGAGGUGGCAGCCAUACACCGGAAUAUGCAACGUUUUCAGUGUCCGCGGACAACUUUGUUGCAAGGCGUAUUACUUUCAAGAACAUAUAUCAUCCUCCUAUCAUUUCCCAAGCUCCAGCAGUUUCAGUAUCCGGAGAUAAAGUUGCGUUCUAUGAUUGUGGAUUUAUAGGUGUGCAAGACACAUUGACUGAUUUUUUGGGACGUCACUUGUUCGACGGGUGUUAUAUUGAAGGUUAUAUCGAUUUCAUUUGGGGAUAUGGCCAAUCCAUGUAUCAUGGUUGCACGAUAAAUGUGACUAGUGGACCGUAUAAUGAUAAAAUAUAUGGGGCUGGUUACAUAACAGCACAAGGCAGAAAAAAUAUUGAAGAUAGCAAUGGGUUUGUGUUCAAAUAUUGUACGGUGGUAGGCACUGCCUUUGCAUAUCUUGGAAGACCGUACCAAAGGUAUUCUAGAGUUGUUUUUUACAAAAGCUACCUCUCUGAUAACGUUGUUCCAUCAGGUUGGAAUUCUGGUUUCGUCACUAACCAUGGAGGUUCAGUAGUACACGCGGAAGUAGAUUGCGUAGGACCUGGUUCAGACACAUCUCAGCGAGUAAAGUGGGGGAGAAAGCUUAAAUCUAACGAACUGAACCUUCUAGUUAACACAAACACAUUUAUCAACCAGGACCAUUGGGUUGCGAAUCAACCUCUUCCUACUAGAAGAAUAUCUCCUAAGUUAUUGACGUUAAGGUCAUCUACCACCAUGAAGAAAAUUCGACGACAACGACGAAUUAUUCCACCUUCGCAUUAAUUUCCUUUCGCCCAUCCUCGGAAGGGCUAAUUUAGGAGCUC